Gossypium arboreum is the source of this 4324-nucleotide messenger RNA. RefSeq names its product very-long-chain 3-oxoacyl-CoA reductase 1-like. Gene Ontology annotation, cellular component: endoplasmic reticulum. NCBI's taxonomy places the organism in Eukaryota, Viridiplantae, Streptophyta, Magnoliopsida, Malvales, Malvaceae. The record is from RefSeq and is a predicted model, not a curated record. The transcript is spliced from 3 exons. Gene Ontology annotation, molecular function: ketoreductase activity. Bases 3068 to 4030 code for a protein of 320 amino acids.
AAACAAUCCAAAAUCUAAACCACGAUGCUUCAAUCUCUGACUCUCAUUCCCAAAAUGGCGAAGAACCCACCUCUCAAAGCUCUUUCCCUGUUCAACUCUUCAAUCCUCCAAGGUCUUCAACACACCCCUGAAUCCAUAUCCUUCACUCUACACAUUCUUCUUUCUUCCAACUUGCGCUUUCAUUCUCAGUCCCUUCUCCUCCAAAUUAUCUCUGGUAGAAUCUCCUCCCCUUUCUUCACUCCGUCGUCUCUAUUCCACUAUUUAACUCAACACUGUUUUAGUCCCAACUCGAUGAAUCAAAUCCGUCUGUACGAAUCCAUUAUCAACGCCCAUGUUCAAUCCCAGUUACCUGAUCAAGCCAUUUAUUAUUUCAAUCAAAUGGUAGACAAAAACUUUAUGGUUGGACCCAAUACUUUCAAUGGCAUAAUGGAUUUCCUUAUAAAAUUUUAUUGUUUUGAGAAAGCUUGGACCCUAUUUCAAGAAUCCAAGGGUAGGGUUAAGUUGGAUGUUUAUAGUUUUGGGAUACUGAUCAAAGGGUGUUGCGAGGCAGGGGAUUUAGGCAAAAGUUUUGAGCUUUUAGAUCAGAUUGAAGAGUUGGGUUUGGCUCCAAAUGUUGUUAUAUAUACUACUUUGAUUGAUGGGUGCUGUAAAAAUGGUGACUUGGAGGAGGCAAAGCUGUUGUUUGCCAAAAUGGAGGAGAUUGGUUUGGUUCCUAAUGAGUAUACAUACACGGUUUUAAUCAAUGGGUUGUUUAAAAGGGGACUUGAAAAUGAUGGGUUAGAGCUAUAUGAGAAGAUGCAGCGUAAAGGGGUAAUUCCUAGUUUAUAUACUUACAAUUCAGUGAUGAAAGAGUAUUGCAGUGAGGGAAAAGUAGAUAAAGCUUUCGAGAUGUUCGAUGAAAUGCGUGAAAGAGGAGUAGCAUGUAAUGUUGUUACGUACAAUAUAUUGAUUGGUGGGUUGUGUAGAGAGAAAAGGUUAAGGGAGGCUGAAAAAUUAGUGGAUCAAAUGAAGAGGACUGGUUUAAGUCCGAAUUUGAUUACAUAUAAUUCGCUCAUAGAUGGUUUUUGUAAUGUUGGAAAGUUGGAGAAGGCUAGGUAUUUAUUUGGUCAAUUGAAAACCAAGGGUCAAUCUCCAUCUUUGGUGACUUAUAACAUUCUUAUUUCGGCAUCCUCUAGAGCGAAAGACUCGACAGCAAUUGCUAAAUUGGUGAAGGAAAUGGAGGAGAGAGGGAUAAGACCUUCUAAAGUAACGUAUACAAUUGUAAUUGAUGCAUUCUUUAGAUCAGAAAACACAGAGAAAGCAUUUGAAUUAUAUUCGUUCAUGCAGAAGGCCAGUUUGGUUCCGGAUGUUUACACGUACGGUGUCUUGAUCCACGGGUUGUGCAUAAAGGGAAACAUGAAGGAUGCAUGGAAACUAUUUACAUCAAUGGAUGAAAUGCAGUUGAAGCCUAAUGAUGUGAUAUACAACACGAUGAUUCACGGGUAUUGCAAACAAGGUAGCUCCUAUAGAGCCCUGAGGCUGCUUCAAGAAAUGAGAGAGAAAAGGCUCGUUCCUAAUGUAGCUAGCUACAACUCUACUAUUGGAGUUCUUUGCAAGGAUGGGAAAUGGCAAGAGGCUGAGGCCUUAGUGACUGAGAUGGUUGAAUCACGUUUUAAACCUACAGUCUCCAUAUAUAAUCUAAUCUCUGAAACCAAAAACAAUACAUAGUUGAAGGUUUCUAGCACACAAUUAAGUAAAAUGUGGAUGCCUGAUGGCUUAAAUUGAUAAAACUGAGCUUUCAUUGUGUGAAGGAAGAUAAGAGAAACUCCUGGAUGUGAUAUAUUUUGAAGGAAAAGGAAAUGCAGGAUGCUGUGAAUAAAGUGAGACCAAAAAUUAUAGCUCAAUGGCUACCAGUUCUGAAGGAGGAGACAUGAGAUAUACAAGCAGUUCAUUCAGGGGUAUUUGCUCCAUUUCUUUGUAAGCUUCAACCACUUUCUCUAUUAACUGUUCAUUAACUCCAUUGUUGUUGAAAAGAUCCUCUAGAUUGAUUGGUUGAUGAUAUGAUUAUAGCCCUUUACUUCCCAUAUUGCAAAUUCAAGGCCAACAGCUAAUUUAGAGUCCGGCUGAAUGGUGCAAAUGAAAGUGAUAUAGAACCUCUAGAUUGAACUUCUGAAUUAUAAUUUGCCACUAUACAUCUCUAAGCAAGUAGUUGAAGAUUUGUGUUGGGAAAUGAAGAAGACAGUGACGAAGAAAGGGUUUGAAGAUUUUGUUUUUAAAUUCCUGAUUUUUUUAUAUUUUUUAAUUUCAGGUCUUUAAUUUAUGCAAUUUUAUGUUACUUUGGGAUAAAGAAAAGUUUAUUUAUUUUUUAAAAAUAUUUUUGAUCCAACAAUUUUUAUGGAAGUCUCCCUAUUCUGAUCAUUUAGCUCUUUUAUCUGACACAAUGCCAACGGCAGCCCAUGAUUGGGCCACGCAUCAGUAUUUAACACCAUUAGGGCCAGAUACCAAAUUGAUAGACGGAAUAAAAGUUCAGGUAGCACAUUGGAUAAAUUGAAAAUGCAGGUGCACCUCGACAAUUUUGUCAAAGUAAUGGGGACUUUUUGGUCUUUACACAAACAAAAAAAUGAAUAAAAUGGCAUUUUAGUAAUUACGGGGAAAAGUGCUCUCCAGUCCACUCUACGCACAGAUUCGCACACAUGGGCGACAACGCACAGUUUAAUUUCAUCCCCUCUUAAAUUACUGUUAGCUUUUUCAGCUUUGAGGUUUCUUAUUUCUAUUAAAUCAGCUAGUUCGCACGUUUCUUCUCCUCCACUGUGAUUUUAUUCUCCUGUCUAUACCAAGGCCCCUCAACAGUCAAACUCCUAAGUAGUUAAUGAAGGUGGUUUUCAGCUCAUCUACUUCACCCACUACUUUAUUUUUUCAUUUAUAGAUAAUCAGUCCUUCCCUUUUCCUCUUUUUGAUUCCCAUCUGUUUCUGCCUAACCGAACUGCUAAAGAUUCCCCUUUUCGUUAUCGUGCGCUCUAUUUAUAUCCCCUUAGGUCUCUUUCUUUGGUAUUCACCUAAGUUUCAAGUUUCUCCUCUUACGUAAUCCAUGGAAGCCUGCUUCUUCGAUACUCUCAAGGCUCAAUCUUUCUGGGUUAUUUUCCUUUUCACUUUGGGUUCUUUAUCACUCUUGAAGUUCUCAUUUGUUUUUCUAAAAUGGGUCUGGAUCAAUUUUCUUAGACCUGGUAAGAAUCUAAAAAAAUAUGGCUCCUGGGGUCUUGUUACUGGACCAACUGAUGGUAUCGGCAAAGGAUUUGCCUUUCAGCUGGCUAGGAAAGGGCUUAAUCUUGUCUUGGUGGGCCGUAAUCCUGAUAAACUCAAAGACGUUUCCGAUUCAAUCUUGGCCAAGUAUGCCAAGAUUCAGAUCAAGACAGUUGUUGUGGACUUCACUGGCGAUCUUGAUGAAGGCGUGAAGAAGAUAAAAGAAACUAUUGAAGGACUGGAUGUGGGGGUUUUGAUUAACAAUGUUGGGAUUUCAUAUCCUUAUGCCAGGUUCUUCCACGAGGUUGAUGAGGAGCUGUUGAUGAAUUUGAUUAAGGUUAAUGUUGAAGGUACCACAAAGGUAACUCAAGCUGUUUUGCCUGGGAUGGUGAAGAGAAAGAGAGGCGCAAUUGUGAACAUUGGGUCUGGUGCUGCCAUUGUCAUCCCUUCUGAUCCACUCUAUGCUGUUUAUGCUGCUACUAAGGCGUAUAUUGAUCAAUUCUCUAGGUGCCUUUAUGUUGAAUACAAGAACAGUGGGAUUGAUGUUCAAUGUCAGGUUCCAUUAUAUGUGGCAACAAAAAUGGCAUCAAUCAAAAGAUCGUCUUUCUUUGUUCCAUCAACAGACGGAUAUGCUCGUGCAGCAAUGCGGUGGAUAGGCUAUGAACCUCGUUGCACGCCCUACUGGCCCCAUUCCAUCCUCUGGGGCUUGGCUUAUUCACUGCCAGAGAGUGUGGUUGAUGCAUGGCGUUUGCGCUUUUCUCUUGGCAUUCGAAAGAGGGGGCAACUCAAAGAUUCUAGGAAGAAGGAAUGAAAACAGAUUGUUGAGUCUGCUGUAUUUUGUGUUCAUGGAGUUGAGUGUUUUGGUUGGAUGAAUGAGCUCCAGAACCGUCCAACCCCCCAAAUAUUGUAAUCGCUUCAUAAAUUUGUUUUCAAGCAUUGCAAUUGCAUUGUGACACUUCCAUUAUGUAGGGAAGGAUAAGGAUGAAAGCAAACAAAUGUAUGAAUCGUCUGCCUGCAUGAUUUGCUUUUACGAGUUUAAAGUAUACAAAAAUUUGUAAUGCAAUACUAAUAUUUCUAGCUAAGCAAAAAUGUUCAAAUGAUUAAA